AUGAAAAUUGACGUCAUUAAAGGUUACGUCUCGAAAAAUCUCCCACCUCCCUCUGAGAAUGAGGAAAGCGACAUUCUUGAGCAUGAGGUUGAGGAGAGCGCUAGCCUUUUCUAUGUUCAUGGUGAUGUGACAAAGCCACAACGAAGUGAUGACGAUACGACAACGCAGUGCCUGAUUUUGCACUGUGUUGAUAACAGCGGUAAAUUUGGCAACGGUGGUAUUUUCUCCGCUCUGCGUGCGAAGGACCCGGCUAUAGCGGAUCGAUACGAGCUCAUUUCACGUAUGGGUGAUAUGAAAAUGGGUGAUUGUCAUCUGGUGGAGGAUGUGAAAGAGCUCAGAGAUAUUUCCGAAGGUGAGGAAGCAACAUCAUCGGGAUGGAAGGAGAAUGUGGUGCUUUUUGUUGCGUUGAGUAGUAAGCAUAGAGACACGCUUCGACCAGCUAUUCUGGAACAGUGUUUUGCUCGAAUCGGAAACUAUGCACGUCAUAAUAACGCCAGUGUUCAUAUGGCACGUAUCGGAUACGGAACCUCACUCAGUUGGUAUACGGUAGAGAGACUUCUAAAAAAAUGCAUAUCAAAUCAUGGUGUCCCAACGUACAUCUACUAUUUCGCUCGUCGUCAACGGCCAGAAAGGCCACGAUCACCUCAGGAAGAUGUGGCCGGAUC
Molecule: messenger RNA, 665 nt
Organism: Cooperia oncophora
Lineage: Eukaryota; Metazoa; Nematoda; Chromadorea; Rhabditida; Trichostrongylidae
Source: the annotation of a GenBank genome assembly